AACGGAAUUAUGCGUCAUGUCCGUCGCUGCAUAGAACAUUGGAGAAGGUUGGUUAGGGAGCUCGGUGUAAGCAGCACUAAGCUAGAUUUAGUUUAUUUGAUUGCUACGGUAUCAUUCCUUUCAGAACAUAUUUCAUAGCUUCAAAAUGAGUGACACCGAAAAAGAUUUUAAGAAGGAGGAUUCGAGAGGUCACUCGAGGAGUGCUUCCCCUCGGGGUUCUGCUAAAUCAACUAGCCACUCACCAGCACGCUCCAAAGAUGGUUCUCGUCAUUCGAGGUCCAGGUCUCGAUCCCGGUCAAGAUCAAAAUCUAGGUCUCGGUCUCAUCGCAGUUCACGCAGACGCUACUCCCGUUCUCGUUCCCAUUCCCGUCGUCGGCGUUCCAGAAGCCGAUCUCGUAGCUCAGACUACCGACGGCGCCAUAGGAGCCAUAGCCGUUCUCCGAUGUCAAAUCGCCGCAGACAUAUUGGCAACAGGGGGAACCCUGACCCCAGCAUCUGUCUUGGUGUGUUUGGUCUGAGCCUUUACACCACUGAGAGAGACCUGCGGGAAGUUUUCUCCAAGUACGGCCCACUGAGUGAAGUGAACAUAGUUUAUGACCAACAGUCUCGUCGCUCGAGAGGGUUUGCCUUUGUCUACUUUGAAAAUCCUGAGGAUUCCAAAGAAGCAAAGGAGCAAGCUAACGGAAUGGAACUGGAUGGGCGCAGGAUCCGAGUGGAUUAUUCCAUUACCAAACGAGCCCACACGCCAACACCUGGAAUCUACAUGGGACGUCCCACAUAUGGCGGAGGCGGCGGCGGUGGAGGUGGUGGCAGUGGUGGUGGCGGCGGCUCUCGUCGUGGCUCAAGAGAUUAUGACAGAGGGUAUGACAGGGGCUACGACAGAGGUUAUGAUAGAGGGUAUGAUCGGGACUAUGAUCGAUAUGAUGAUCGGGAGUACCGAUCAUACAGGCGCAGAUCUCCAUCUCCAUAUUACAGCAGGGGAUACCGAUCCAGAUCUCGAUCUUACUCACCACGUCACUACUGAGCCUCAAAGAUCAUCAGUGUUACUUUUCCCUGCUUUUGUUUUUUGUUUGUUGUUUUGGCCAGAUUUUGUACUUGGAAACACAAUUUUUGGACAUGUUCAUAUAUAAAACAUAUACAACUGUUUUCAUAAAAAUGGUACAUGUAGUCGCUCAAUGUCCCAGAAUAAAUUGUAGGAAAAGUGGAUCAUGUGAGAACUGAACAUUGUGUGGGGAAGCUGUGUCCCUUUCCUUUUAAAUAAAAAUGAGUCUUUUUCUUAACACAGUGGCAAACAGUAGUUUGUCAGGCAACCUGUUACCAUGUGUAAAAUAAACUGUGUUGAGUCUGGUUAAGAUUCACUGCUGAUUUUAUUUUUAUCCAAAUGCAUUUUUGUCAUUUUGUUUGAUUUUUUUUACAUAGAUCGACAGUCAUGGUCCUAGUUUGUCAUAUUCUACAUGCUGUUUGUUUUAUUUUACUUUUUGUAUACAAGUAAAUAAAGUCACUAGCUGUCAUUCCA
This is a messenger RNA of Oryzias melastigma (Indian medaka), 1516 nucleotides long. RefSeq names its product transformer-2 protein homolog alpha. Gene Ontology annotation, cellular component: spliceosomal complex. The record is from RefSeq and is a predicted model, not a curated record. The transcript is spliced from 8 exons. Gene Ontology annotation, molecular function: RNA binding. Bases 146 to 1024 code for a protein of 292 amino acids. NCBI's taxonomy places the organism in Eukaryota, Metazoa, Chordata, Actinopteri, Beloniformes, Adrianichthyidae. Gene Ontology annotation, biological process: positive regulation of mRNA splicing, via spliceosome.